UCCCGUAGAAAAUAGCAAUAUUUUAUUCGGAGAAUCUGACUCAGAGGUAGUGCACUGCCAAUGCAAUUGCCUCCUAUUCGGGUACCUUGCGCCCCCUGUCCCAAUCGCGUCAAUUUGGUCUCAGCCCUGCCGCUGUCGGUAUUUUGAUAUAUAAGACCCUGGUCUCAGCUUCUUGAGCCUCAUGUAGGUUCUAUAUUGCCACCAUUCUUCAAGUCUUUACACCUUUACAUGUUCACUUCACUACUAUACUGCUAGUUGAUACUACUACUCCACACACACGUACGUCAUGUCAACAAACAUGAUCGCGGCGCGAGCGCCCAUGCUCGCAGCCCACGGGGCUAUGCUCCCCAAGAUGUCCAUGGCAGUAUCAAGACUCUGCCUCACGCCAAUCUACAACAUCAACGGGCGCAGCCCCCAGCAGUCCCGCCACCUGAGUCUCGCAGCAAGACCAGGCAGAACAACCCCGCACCACGCCGCCCGGCCAAGCCUGCAGCAACAACCCCUCUCAAAGAGGCAAUUCAGCACCACUACCCCGCCACAGCUCGAGGAGAAAUACUUCCCAGAGCCAAAACACCACCUCAUCCGCACUACGCGCCCAGCAUGGGAGCACCCAGGGUAAGCCCCCUCGACCCCCCAGCUCACGUGACGACUCAUAACCUCCUCCCCAGAUUCACAGAGGAGCAAAUGACGACCAAUAUCCGCUUCGAGCACCGCAACCCUGAAGACAUGUCGGACCGCUUCGCGCUCUUCCUCAUGCGCAUGCUGCGCAAAGGCACCGACAUCGCCACGGGCUACUCGCACAACGUAACCAGCGCCGCCACCGCCUCUGAUCCCACAGCCUUGGAAUCCACGAAGCCUUACAAGAUGUCUGAGCGCAAAUGGCUGAUCCGCUUCCUCUUCCUUGAGUCCGUGGCGGGUGUCCCCGGGAUGGUGGCGGGGAUGCUGAGACAUCUGAGCAGUUUGAGGAGGAUGCAGAGGGAUAACGGGUGGAUCGAGACGUUGCUAGAGGAGGCGUACAAUGAGCGCAUGCACCUCUUGACGUUCUUGAAGAUGGCGGAGCCGGGGUGGUUUAUGAGGUUGAUGUGUCUUGGUGCGCAGGGUGUUUUCUUCAACUCCAUGUUCGUGGCGUACCUUAUCAGUCCCCGCACCGCGCACAGGUUUGUUGGGUACCUCGAGGAAGAGGCAGUACUGACGUACUCGCUUGUGCUUGCCGACUUGGAGGCAGGGAAACUGCCGAAGUGGGAGGGCUUGCAGGCGCCUGAUAUUGCGAUCGAGUACUGGAAGAUGCCGGAGGGGAAGCGGACGGUGAAGGACCUCAUCUUGUAUGUGCGCGCCGACGAGGCGAAGCACAGGGAGGUGAACCACACGCUGGGAAAUCUGAAGCAGGAGGAGGAUCCGAAUCCAUUUGUGAGCACGUAUUUUGAUGCCGGGAAGCCGCAUCCGGGGAAGGGGAUUAAGAAUGGAGAAUACAAGGGGACGGGGUGGGAGAGGAAUGAGGUUAUUUGAGGGAGGUUUCUUCAUCAUUUGAUUUGAUUUUUUUAUGGGGUGUUAUUUGGGCGUUUCAGGAAGGCUGAGUGAUGGGUAAAUGGGAUAUUGUCCCCAAAUCUCCUCUCUAUAGGAGUUUACAUGGUUUCAUUUUCAACGGCGUUCGUUUCCAUCUUUACAAAAAGAAAGACUGUGUAUUCACAUUGCGCCGAAGACGGGUAUAGGGGCUAUAGAUAGACUAUAGAGGUUUGUGGACGCAAGCCAACUUCAUAAUUCCAACCUUUUAUACGGCUUCGUUAGUCUACCACUGACAAAGACUUUAGCUAACGGAG
Molecule: messenger RNA, 1817 nt
Organism: Pseudogymnoascus destructans
Lineage: Eukaryota; Fungi; Ascomycota; Leotiomycetes; Thelebolales; Thelebolaceae
Exons: 1
Coding region: 601-1506 (301 amino acids)
Biological process (GO): alternative respiration
Cellular component (GO): mitochondrion
Molecular function (GO): alternative oxidase activity
Source: RefSeq, a predicted model, not a curated record